CCCACCCGGACGCCGCUCUUCCCUGCGAACAGCCGCCUCCUGCGUAGCGGGUUUGGACCUUCCUGCUGCGCAGCUCUGAGAGCAACUUUUGGCCGCGGCGAUCUCGGGCCGCUUGGCAGGUCGCCUCCGAGUGCGCGGAGCGACUCUCGCUCGUGCCCUCGGCGCUUCCGGCUCCUCGGAGCCCCGCCGGGGGCACCAGCUCGCGCCCCCGCUGUGCCGCUGCAGGCUCGGGCCUGGCCGUGGGAUGUUAGCGGUGGGGGCGAUGGAGGGCACCCGGCAGAGCGCGUUCCUGCUCAGCAGCCCGCCCCUGGCCGCCUUGCACAGCAUGGCAGAGAUGAAGACCCCGCUGUACCCCGCCGCGUACGCCCCUCUUCCCGCCGGCCCCCCCUCUUCCUCCUCCUCGUCGUCCUCCUCGUCGUCGCCUUCCCCGCCUUUGGGUGCCCACAACCCGGGUGGCUUGAAGCCCCCAGCCGCGGGGGGGCUCUCGUCCCUAGGCAGCCCCCCGCAGCAGCUCUCCGUCGCCACCCCACACGGCAUCAACGACAUUCUAAGCCGGCCCUCCAUGCCGGUGGCCUCCGGGGCCGCCCUGCCUUCCGCCUCGCCCUCUGGUUCCUCCUCCUCCUCUUCCUCGUCUGCCUCUGCCUCCUCCGCCUCUGCUGCCGCCGCCGCUGCUGCUGCGGCCGCGGCCGCCGCCUCAUCCCCGGCGGGGCUGCUGGCCGGCCUGCCCCGCUUCAGCAGCCUAAGCCCGCCGCCGCCGCCGCCUGGGCUUUACUUCAGCCCCAGCGCCGCGGCCGUGGCCGCCGUGGGCCGAUACCCCAAGCCGCUGGCGGAGCUGCCCGGCCGGACGCCCAUCUUCUGGCCCGGAGUGAUGCAGAGCCCGCCCUGGAGGGACGCACGCCUGGCUUGUACCCCUCAUCAAGGAUCCAUUUUGUUGGACAAAGACGGGAAGAGAAAACACACGAGACCCACGUUCUCAGGCCAGCAGAUCUUCGCCCUGGAGAAGACUUUCGAACAAACUAAAUACUUGGCGGGGCCUGAGAGGGCUCGCUUGGCCUAUUCAUUGGGGAUGACAGAGAGUCAGGUCAAGGUUUGGUUCCAGAACCGCCGGACCAAGUGGAGGAAGAAGCACGCGGCCGAGAUGGCCACGGCCAAGAAGAAGCAGGACUCGGAGACCGAGCGGCUCAAGGGGGCCUCGGAGAACGAGGAGGAGGACGACGACUACAACAAGCCUUUGGACCCCAACUCGGACGACGAGAAAAUCACGCAGCUGCUGAAGAAGCACAAGUCCGGCGGCGGCGGCUGCGGCGGCGGGGGGCUGCUGCUGCACGCGACCGAGACCGAGGGCUCGUCCUGAGCGCCCGCCGCCGCCGCACCUUCCCGGCUCCCGCCCGGCCUCCGGGCCGCUGGGGGCGCGGGGACUGCGGAGGCGGCGCCCCCACGCCCGCCUGCCCCCUGGGGCUCGGAGGACCCGGCCCCGCCUGCCGGCACGCCGGGCAGCCUUUGCUAUUUUCUGAGAUGUACAUAUCUAUUUUUUUAACCUUGAAGGUGAGGGGAGGAGGUGGGGGAGGGGAACGUGGGGGUUGAUAAGAAGGCAAAAAAGGACCGCGGAAGGCACUGCAGAAAUAACGCAACCGAAACCCGCAGCCGGGCGACCGUCCCGACUCCGCUCCGGGUCCCCAGACCGGUCCCCGUCGGCGGGCAGCGGCCUCCCGCCGGGGUCCUCCCCCUCCACCCGCCCCGCUUUUGCAGGAGGCCGGGAAGGGGGCGCCCGGAGGUGCUUUAGAAGGGUCAGCCCCCACAACGAGGGGGACUUCAGAGCCACGCGGGCGGGCGACCGCCACCGCUGGGAAGAGGGCGUUCCUCCCCACACACAGUGCUGUGUGCCGACUAAAGCAACCUGUUGAAGGCUCUUUGUAAAUAAAUCGUGAGUUACACUGACUAGAAGUUACUUUAUUGUGAAUAUUUAAAACGUAAAAUGCCUUUUUGAAUUUCGUAUGAAAAGAUGGACCUUCUUCCUUCUACCCCUCUCCUUUUAAGAGCUAUUCAAACCACACCGUCCUCUUUUACUUUGAACUUAAUUUGAGAAGCAUAGAAUAGAAUGUUAUCACCGUCCCCUCCACCCGCUUCCCGGUUUGGAUUUGUUGACUCUUACUUUCCCCCUUCACCCCACCUUUCCCUGCCCUCAACAGCCUGCGUCUGCGCUGGGCUCCCGCCCCCAGGACUUGAAGCAGAGGACUUGGGAACCAAGGAGGGCCUCACACCUGCCCCUCCGUUCCUUCCUGAAAUUGCACAGUGGUUUGUUGCUAUUUAUUAGUGAUUUAAAGAAAGCAUUGGGGAGGGAGGGGCCACAAUAGCUUGUAUUUAAUUUAACUCCUUUCUGAUAAAAAUGCGUGUUAAAGUAGAUGGUGGGAAUUGUUACAACUGCUCUGGGUCAUAAACAUAAAAAUCCGUUUAGUUGCUGUAAUUGAAUUUGAAGUGUUUUGUAUCAUAAGAAUACUAUAGAAUAUGUAAAUUGUUUUCUUUUUAAGCUAAUAAUGGUGAUAUAUUAGCAUCUUUAACCUUUAUUAAUUUAUAUAAGGAAUUCGGUUUGUAAAGAGAAGAACACCUCCCCCCUUUGCAAGACCAGUUAAAUGUAAUGCACUUUCUGUUUCAAAGGAUAAAUCAAAUUAAAAAACAGUUUGAA
This is a messenger RNA of Nycticebus coucang (slow loris), 2683 nucleotides long. RefSeq names its product NK6 homeobox 1 (gene NKX6-1). The coding region runs from base 245 to 1354 and encodes 369 amino acids. The record is from RefSeq and is a predicted model, not a curated record. Gene Ontology annotation, cellular component: nucleus. Gene Ontology annotation, biological process: regulation of transcription by RNA polymerase II; cell differentiation. The transcript has 3 exons. Gene Ontology annotation, molecular function: RNA polymerase II cis-regulatory region sequence-specific DNA binding; DNA-binding transcription factor activity, RNA polymerase II-specific. NCBI's taxonomy places the organism in Eukaryota, Metazoa, Chordata, Mammalia, Primates, Lorisidae.